Messenger RNA from Elephantulus edwardii (Cape elephant shrew), 945 nucleotides. Its product is annotated as olfactory receptor 10AG1-like. Bases 1 to 945 code for a protein of 314 amino acids. Gene Ontology annotation, molecular function: olfactory receptor activity; G protein-coupled receptor activity. The transcript has a single exon. Gene Ontology annotation, cellular component: membrane. Gene Ontology annotation, biological process: G protein-coupled receptor signaling pathway. The record is from RefSeq and is a predicted model, not a curated record. Lineage: Eukaryota; Metazoa; Chordata; Mammalia; Macroscelidea; Macroscelididae.
AUGAAACAUGAAGUAAAAAAAGGAGAAAGUAACACAUCAUCAGUGAUGCAGUUUUUACUGCUGGGAUUUUCUGACCUUCCAAAUCUCCAAGAGUUUCUAUUUGGAGUGUUCUUCAUUAUUUACAUAAUUAUUAUUCUUGGAAAUAGUCUCAUAAUAAUGUUAAUCAGACUUGAUCCUGUGUUACAGAAACCAAUGUAUUUUUUCCUUGCAAAUUUUUCUUUUUUGGAAAUCUGUUAUGUGUCUGUCAUUCUCCCCAGGAUGCUGGUGACCGUUUGGACUCAGGAUAGAAGUAUUUCUUUACUGGAAUGUGCCACGCAAAUGUGUUUUUUUCUUGUAUUUGGGGCCACUGAAUGUUUCCUCCUGGCAGUGAUGGCUUAUGACCGCUAUGUGGCCAUUUGUAACCCUCUGCACUACCCUCUAGUCAUGAAUGAAAAGAUCUGUGUUAACCUAGCAUUUGGCUCUUGGGUUAUAGGUAUGCCUGUCCAGAUUGGGGAAACAGUUCAGAUUUUCUCCUUGCAGUUCUGUGACUCUAACCAAAUUAACCACUUCUUCUGCGACAUCCCUCCUAUUAUCAAAUUGGCCUGUGGGAAUACUUUUAUUAAUGAGAUGGUUGUCUAUGUAGUAACUAUGUUGAUUGCUGCAGUCCCUUGUAUGUGGAUACUCAUUUCCUACGGCAAAAUAAUUUCCACAAUUCUGAAGUUGCCCACAGCGUCUGGAAGAGCGAAAGCCUUCUCCACAUGUUCUUCCCACCUGCUAGUAGUAGUUUUAUUCUUUGGGUCUGCUGCCAUCACCUACUUCAGACCCAAAUCCAACCACUCUCCUGGAACAGACAGACUCUUCUCCCUUUUCUACACCAUUGUGACUCCCAUGUUUAAUCCCAUGAUAUACAGUCUAAGAAACAAGGAUGUUAUUGCCUCGUUAAGAAAAUUAUUUCUCACAAAAUAG